AUGAAGGAUUCUAAAAAUAAAACAACUUCUCCAGUUAGUUUAAUAUUAAAGAAAUGUUUUACCUUUCCUAUGAAUAGAUCAAAACAAAACAGUGGACAUACAUUAGAUAUUUCGUAUAUUCUACCUAAUCUAAUUGUCUGUUCAUAUCCAGCUAAUCACUAUCCUAAAGUGUUUUACCGAAAUAGUUUACCUGAUCUAAUUGACUAUCUAAAUACUACACAUGGUUACCAAAGGUGGAAAAUAUACAAUAUUAAAGGUGAACACACUAAGACAGAUUAUAGUGAAGAAGAUGUUUAUGAGAUAUUAGACAACGAUUUAAAUGUAAAAGUGAAUUCAUUAGAUUUUCCAGGUAAAUUUAUUAGUAACAAAGAAGUUGGAAUUAUACAAAAAAAAGAAUGUGUCUUAAAAAAAGGUUGGCUUGAUCAUUGUCCUCCGACUUUCUUAAGAAUGCAAGAAAUUGUUGAUGAUAUCGAAGCUCAAUUGAAUAAAAGUGAAAAGAAUGUUGCAGUUGUGCAUUGUAGAAUGGGUAAAGGUCGUUCGGGUACAAUCGUAAUUGCAUACUUAAUGAAAAUACUUGUAUGCCCAUUAAGUGAAGCAAAAGAUAUCUUUCAAAAUGCACGUUUUAAGAUUGGAAUAUCAAAAGGUGUCACAAUUCGUUCUCAAUUAAGAUACUUAACAUAUCAUGAACUAUUUUUAAACUAUGAUAUGAGCAAAAGGAAAAUCCUUUUAGAAAUCCUAAAGAAUAAAGAAAAUUUAUUUCAUUUUCAAUUAAGCUCUAUAGAAUUAAUUAACCCUAACAGUAUUAUUAUACCACCAAAAAGCAUCAAUUUGGUAACGAUUAAAGUUCAAACAUAUAAUAUGGAUAUGAAUGACCUUAUCCAGCUGAAUAGUUCCGCUAAAUUAGAAGAUGGCUGGAAGCUAGAUAUUUAUAAAAAAAACUCAAAGUAUAGUGGGUAUGAUGCUUAUAAUAAUAGAAGAUUGAUAAUUCAUUGUCCGCUAGAUAUUCCUUAUGACGUUAGCGAUAUUCGAAUUAUUUUUGGAAUAAAUAAUAAUUGCAACCAUAAAGGUAAUAACGAAAAACUGAAGAAUAAUAGUAAUAGUAACGAUUUUGAAUCAUUCAAUUAUAAUAUAUCAAGUGAUAAAGAUAGUAUCUCAAAUGUUAUAACAAAUUCAGUUACCAAUCGAACUUCUUAUUCAAGGGUUUGGUUCAAUUUGUAUUGGGAAUCAUUAAAAUGUUUACAAGCAUUAAGUCAAACUAAUUUUCAAAUAGAACAGUUACUAUAUGAACAAUUUUUAGGACGUGAGUUUCAUAUGAAAAUCAAUUGGAAUGAAUUAGAUGGACCAAAAGGAACUAAUAAGAAAGGGAUUAAGUUAUUUGAUAUGGCAAUAAUUAAAUGGAAAAUAAAACAAUAA
Molecule: messenger RNA, 1413 nt
Organism: Tetrapisispora phaffii CBS 4417
Lineage: Eukaryota; Fungi; Ascomycota; Saccharomycetes; Saccharomycetales; Saccharomycetaceae
Gene: TEP1
Product: putative phosphatidylinositol-3,4,5-trisphosphate 3-phosphatase
Exons: 1
Coding region: 1-1413 (470 amino acids)
Biological process (GO): phosphatidylinositol dephosphorylation; protein dephosphorylation; negative regulation of cell population proliferation
Cellular component (GO): cell projection; plasma membrane; nucleus
Molecular function (GO): protein tyrosine phosphatase activity; phosphatidylinositol-3,4,5-trisphosphate 3-phosphatase activity; protein tyrosine/serine/threonine phosphatase activity
Source: RefSeq, a predicted model, not a curated record